GUGCCACCCUUGAGGACAUCAUGGAGGCGCAGGCCGAGCGUUUCCCUUCACUUAAACUGCUGUGGAUUUUACCAACCUUGGCUGAGUCGGUGCUGGAGCACCAAGGUGCUUCAACGGAAGGUAUUUUCAGGGUUCCUGGAGACAUCGACGAAGUAAACUCCCAGAAAAUCAGGCUUGACAAAUGGGAGGCUCCCACUGGAAUUACAGAUCCCCAUGUACCUGCGUCACUUCUGAAACUUUGGUUCAGGGAGCUUCACGAACCUCUUAUACCGGAACUGUUUUAUGAAAGGUGCGUUAACAACUGUGAUGACGCUACAGUGGCUGUGGCACUUGCGAUGUCUCUUCCUGAAGUCAACAGACUCGUCCUCUCGUAUCUCAUUAGAUUUUUACAGAUUUUCUCACUCCCUCAUAUGUGCGUUAUAACAAAGAUGGACGUAAAUAACUUGGCCAUGGUUUGGGCGCCAAACUGCCUUCGUUGUCCCUCUGACGAUCCCAAGGAAAUUUUUGAAAAUACGCGAAAAGAGAUGACUUUUAUGAGAACUCUUAUUCGGCAUCUUGACGCAACUUUCAUGGAAGGAGUGCGUUAACACACAAAAACAACAGUUCGUAGUGCCAGUCCUUGACUGUGGGACACCGAGACCAAGAUCACACGUGACAACGAAAAGUCUGACAACUGAAUGAGCCUGCGGCUUUAUUUCGCAACGUUGCUAUGCAACGCAAGGUAUUGGAAUCCGACCUCGCGUCAGGGUGUUCAAUAGCGUCCGUCAAGAAGAAACGGAACUCCUCGAAUGCCCUUACUGAGAUUUACCAGAACUCAUGGCUCGAUUGUUCGACUUGUCAAAUUGGUGCUCAGCAUUGAUACGAUUCGUCUGGCUGGGAAGUUUGCGCAUGAAAAUUUUGUUGACUCAAUUGAACUCAAAUUCAAAGGCAGAAAAGGUCAAAAUUUACCUAGGUCCGUUAGCUAAAAAAAUACAACUACAGAAAACAAUAAAACAAAAAUGAAAAGAAAAUAAGAAGGAUCUACAGAACUGCAAACUAAAGAACACACAGCAAGAGGUUAUCUUUCCAUUAAGCAAAUUGAAGUGUCUAAAUUAUAGCAAACGUAAUCUUCUGUUGUUAGUCGAAAACAUCGCGGUAGCUUAUGUGAAGAGGCGAAGUAAGCAUUGUAUAUAUCAAUAAAACUCUAAGUAUUGUAUAAGAUUA
Messenger RNA from Pocillopora verrucosa, 1203 nucleotides. The record is from RefSeq and is a predicted model, not a curated record. Lineage: Eukaryota; Metazoa; Cnidaria; Anthozoa; Scleractinia; Pocilloporidae.